This is a messenger RNA of Mycotypha africana, 587 nucleotides long. RefSeq lists its product as uncharacterized. Bases 394 to 585 code for a protein of 63 amino acids. The transcript is spliced from 3 exons. Lineage: Eukaryota; Fungi; Mucoromycota; Mucoromycetes; Mucorales; Mycotyphaceae. The record is from RefSeq and is a predicted model, not a curated record.
UACCUUCUCGUGGUUGAUCCUGUUAAUCAAAAUUGCUAUAAUUUUGAGAACUAAAAGGAGUACUUAUAACUUUUUAAUUGCAAUCAAAAAUGAAAAAAAUGGCGUUAAAAAUACUUCAAAGUGUUUCUAACUGUCUUGUUCACAAUAAGAAGCACAAAUAAACUGUGUAGUAUGACUUUCUACUGCUUCAUUCACUAUAACUUAAGAGGUGAGCCUUCACCGUGCUUUUGCAACAAAAAUUGUUCAUGUUCAUCGUUCGGAAUCUAGGCGACCAAGGUAUGACCGCUUCUUGUUCCUUCUCGUAGGUCUAGCAAUUUUCAACUCUUCUGGAGCUUGCCCACUUUUAAAAAAAUGAGAGCCGCCCUCUGACACCUUGGCUUUGGAACAUCUGCAAUGUUUGGCAUUUUACUCAUGAAGAGGAAGUCCUUAGUGCGAACAAACAGAAUAAAUACGUCGAAUAAAUUGAAUCUAAAAGAUGCUGACUUGCUGGGCUCAUUUUCAGAACAAGUCGUUUCGUUCUUCAAAGGAGUAAGCUACUUCAUAAUUCGCUUCAGAUUUACUGAUUGUAACAGUUAUCACUGCUAAAU